This is a messenger RNA of Setaria italica (foxtail millet), 678 nucleotides long. RefSeq names its product 40S ribosomal protein S21. Gene Ontology annotation, biological process: endonucleolytic cleavage to generate mature 3'-end of SSU-rRNA from (SSU-rRNA, 5.8S rRNA, LSU-rRNA); endonucleolytic cleavage in ITS1 to separate SSU-rRNA from 5.8S rRNA and LSU-rRNA from tricistronic rRNA transcript (SSU-rRNA, 5.8S rRNA, LSU-rRNA); translation. Gene Ontology annotation, molecular function: structural constituent of ribosome. The transcript is spliced from 4 exons. Lineage: Eukaryota; Viridiplantae; Streptophyta; Magnoliopsida; Poales; Poaceae. Gene Ontology annotation, cellular component: cytosolic small ribosomal subunit; ribosome. Bases 180 to 425 code for a protein of 81 amino acids. The record is from RefSeq and is a predicted model, not a curated record.
CCGAACACUAGGGUUACGAUCCUGCUCGGCUCGUCCUCUGGUAUAUAUACCUCCUAUUCCUUCACGCCGCCGCCGCUGCUGUCUUUCGGUCUCCCCCGACUCUCGGCGCCGCCGCUGCCGCCGCUGGUCUACGAAGAGAUCUUGAAGUCGCUGCUGCGGUAGCUUUCCCAGCCGUCACCAUGGAGAACGAGGAGGGUAAGAUGGUGGACCUCUAUGUCCCCAGGAAGUGCUCUGCCACGAACAGGAUCAUCAUUGCCAAGGACCAUGCCUCUGUGCAGAUCAACAUCGGGCACUUGGAUGAGAACGGUCUGUAUGAUGGCCACUUCACCACGUUUGCUCUCUCUGGAUUUGUCCGUGCUCAGGGUGAUGCUGACAGCUCAUUGGACAGGCUGUGGCAGAAGAGGAAGGCCGAGAUCAAGCAGUAGUGGAUCUUGCUUGCUUUUAGUUUCCCCAGAAAUCAGAAUUGACUCUUAUGAUAGGUCAGACCCUGCUUUGGUGAAGUUUUGAUUUCUGUGUUGUGAAAUCGGAUACGAUGCUGUACGUUCAGUUGGUACUGAAGAAGUAUGGUCUGGUGGGUCAGUUUUUAGCUUGUUAAGAUAAUCAAGGAUUUUAGAAAAAUUGCCAGUUCUCUGAUAUUGCACCUGUGCUUUGCUGUUGUUGAUCAUGCUUUGUCUGGGA